Molecule: messenger RNA, 5372 nt
Organism: Ictalurus punctatus (channel catfish)
Lineage: Eukaryota; Metazoa; Chordata; Actinopteri; Siluriformes; Ictaluridae
Gene: plagx
Product: pleiomorphic adenoma gene X
Exons: 2
Coding region: 382-1590 (402 amino acids)
Source: RefSeq, a predicted model, not a curated record
CAGCUCGAGCGCCGCUGUGUUUAGAGGGAAAACACCGCAGGCCUGGACAAACUCCAGAAAAUAAAGAAAAAAAGAAAGACGGGGGAAAUGAAAAGAAAAAUGAGAAAUGUAUUGCAGUAAAUGUUUUGGGUGCUGAUGGAUGCAGGAAUGGCAGAGCGAGCGUGUUUUUCGAGCCUGGUUAGUGAUCUGAUCCGGCACACAAAGUGGACUUUUGCUGGGCUUUAAAGUUUUGUGGAUGUUGAAUAUGCAAAAGGACUUCCAACCAUCUCAAGAGAAGUUAUAUGACAAAGUUGGAUCUCUGGUAUUCUGAAUCCCAUCGACUCUUAUAUAUGUAUAUUUAUACAUAAUCGUAAAACCCAUCAUAAUCAUGCUGUGCAAAAAAUGGCUUCUCCUAGAUGUCCAAGCACAAACGUCCUAAAAACUGCUCGUACGUAUGAAACGAUGUUCCAUGGAAAGGAGCAGCUAAACAGCCACCUACAGACUCAUGACUCCAACAAGCAAGACCUGCAGUGUGAAGAGUGUGGCAAACACUACAACACUCGGCUGGGUCUGAGACGCCACGUGGCUACCCACGCCACGUCUGUGACCGGAGAUCUUACCUGCAAGGUGUGCCGUCAGGUUUUUGGAAGCAUGCCGACUCUCCUCGAGCACCUGAGCACUCAUACCGGCCGACCUCCACCAGGCGUAGCCGUGCGGGAGCGAAAGCACCAGUGUGAGCGCUGCGGCCGGCGCUUCUUCACUCGAAAGGAUGUGAGGCGUCACGCUGUGGUGCACACAGGCAGAAGGGAUUUCCUGUGCCCUCGCUGUGCUCAGCGCUUCGGCCGACGUGACCACCUUACACGCCACUUGAAGAAGAGUCAUGCCCAGGAGCUGGACGUCCUCACGUCUGCACCCUCCAGUGUGGUAAAGGAAGAACCAAGUCUGACCAUGUGCACCUCGGGAUCCCCUAAGGAUGCCUCGGAAGCCUUUUCGAUGGGUAUAUUCAACCCCCAAGGUCUGCAGGGUGCCUCUGCCUCCGGGGUCAGUCACCAUCACCCUGUGGUGCCUGGGUCCCUAUCCAGCCCAAUGGGUGUGGGCUGCUAUUUUGAGCCAAGCAAGCACCAGCCCCACCAGUACCACGAGGCUCAGCGAUACCAGCCUGCCUCCGCUACCUCAUAUCUGAAAGCUGAGAUGGAGAACUUCCUGAAUGAGCUCCAGUGUGGCCCGAUGCCACCUCAGGCUACAGUUGCAACCUCUGCAUCCAGACCGAGCGACCUUCUUCCUGAUAGUCUGGGAGGUCCGAGUGCCCACUUCACCCUCAGGAACUCCUUCACCACUGCCGAGCCUUCGCCUACCGCUGCUAACGUGGACCUCUCACCACUGCUGGGCUUCCUGCCAUUUGGCCUCCCACCGUACAGUUCAGGGGGCCUUGUGAUGGGAUACUCUACCACUACCACAGAUUGCUCGCCGACUCCUACCUCUCAGCUCUCUGGGCCACUCGCCUCGUUUCAGCCACAGCCGCUGCACGAGCCUCAGGCCUUGGGGCAUUUAAAUCAGCCUCCUGGUUUCUCUCCUACUCUACCUCGAUUCCAUCAGGCCUUCCAACAGUGAUGUUUCUUUUAAAACCUGAGUGACAAGUAUUCUUGCCAAAUGGCAUACACAUAAAUCGAAGCGCUCAGUGGACUUGUUCGAUUGAAGGCUCUUACUUUACAGUUACUGCUCACUAAAUUCUGUAGAAUAAUAAUAAUUUCUGAGAAUUUUGGAUUGACUAGAGGUUGUUUUAGAAUAGUUUUGACUUCGUUUUUGUUUUUGUUUUUUCUUAGUAGGUCAACAGUUUAUUUGGUUGUAGUGAUUUUACGGUGUUAUUUAGAUCGAUUUAGUAUUGAGAAGUCCGCAUUGAACUAAACUGAGGAAAUACGAUGCUGUGCGAAAACUCAGAGACCACCGUUUAUUCAACUUCCGGUCAAGAUGGCAGUUCAAUGAAAGUUCUUAAUUUCUCCACAUCAGUAAUGCAGGAAACGUGUAUUUAACUGGAAACUAAACAAAAGCCGUACAAAAGUACGUGAAUUUAUGUGCGCGUGGAUGGAUUCCUGCUUAACACACAGUGUUCCUCGGAUACUCUCCACUGCAAUUCACGCCAGAAGCCAACACAACUACGCUCUUUACAGUUUUAAAGCUAGAAUUUGUACGCCUUCUUUAGUUGGCCCACUGGGGGGGGUGGGAUCUAAAAAAUUAAGAACCCAUACCUUUUGCAAAGAACUCUUGAAACAGGUUUACUUUGUUAACUCUUUACUUUGCGGAGUUUUCCAUAUUUCCAACAAGAUGCAGCUGCGAUCUCUCAACAAAAGGCGUUCCUAAAAGUCUCACUGACAUUACGUUAAGACUUACCGUUUAAAAGUGACACUCGCGUUCGAACAAGGCCGUGUGCGUCGAAAAUAGCUAUAGGAGAUCUUUUUGAGACGGAUACUUACCUUGCAUAUGGAAGUGGAAAGUCAAAGGAAGUUAUGUUGUAAAGCACCGGAAUUUCCACAUCCUGAUGUGUGGAGAAACGGAACCUUAACGAUGAUGGCUAACCCUAACUCUAGAUCACUGCAUAAAUAGUUGUGCCCAAAAGUUUGCAUACCCCUUGCAGAAUCUGUAAUUUAUCAAAAUUACCCCGUUCAAAAGUUUACAUACCGUUGAUUCGUAAUACUGUUUGUCGUUACCUGGAUGAUCCACGACUGUUUUUUUGUUUUGUGAUAGUUGAUAGUUGUUUUGUGAGCUGUUAAACUUUUGAACAGGAUGAUCGGUGUGGUAAAUUGUUAGUAUUUUGUCUUCUGGGAGACAUGUAACUAUUUUAUUUAGUGUCUGAAGGGUAGUACAAAACGAGAAAAAAAAAAAGAUCUUUAAACAAAAUUAUAACAAUUUACACCGAUCAUCCUGUCCAAAAGUUUACAUCCCCCUGGCUCCUAAUGUAUCGUGUUGCCUUCUUGAGCAUCAGUGAAUGUUCGCACCUUUUGUGAUAGUCGUGUACGAGUCCCUCAGUCGUCCUCAGUGUGAAAAGAUGGAUCUCGACGUCAUAUAGACGCUGUUGGAAAGGGAUCACAUAUGCAGAAUAUGCAGGAAAAGUAAAGAAUGUGCAGGUCCUGGAGGAUUUUUCUGAAGAACAGUGGGCAGUUUAACCGCUCAGGACAAGCAAGGGACUUGUGAAGAACUCUCACAAAACAAAAGAACAUUCGUGGAUCAUCCAGGUAAUGACACACAGUAUUAAGAAUCAAGGGUAUGUAAACUUUUGAACGGGGUAAUUUUGAUCAAUUCAGCUAUUAUCUUGUCUUAUGGACUAUAUGUAAACAUCUGUUAUGUGAAAUAGUUUAUACAGGACAGCACUAAAUCAAAGAAACAACAUGGGAUUUUUAUGAUCCCUCUUAUUUUGUUAACAGUAUUAAGAUUUAGCAGAUUCUGUAAGGGGUGUGCAAACUUUUGGGCACAACUGUAUCACGCUGAGAUGAACGGUAGUUAGAGAUGGCCAAAAAAAUCAAUCAUAAUAAAUCAAGCUCCACUCUUGUUUUAAAUAUGAAUAUCUAACACUGAGAAGACAGCUGGGUCUGAAAGGAUGUCAAAAAGCCUUUUCUGAAAAAAAGUUUUUAAAAAGAAUUUAAAAAUAAAUACAUUUUAAACCACAAGAAAGGAAUUUUUGACAGUAUGUACACUCCCAAGAAAGAAACAGAAAAACUCUUAGGACUAUGACGAGGAUCAAGUGGAGUUUUUUGGAAGUGCAACAACAUCGGAAGGCAUUGGGAUGCUGAAUAAACGCUGAUAAAUACUUGGAGAAUAUAAUGCAAUUUAGACCGUUUUCUGGGAACUAAUUCAUUCUACAGCGAGAUAACGAGCCCAAGCAUGGGGCUAAGAAGAUUGAGAUGAGGUGUCGAAACUAGCUGCUAUCCCAGAGUCCAAUUCUCAAUAUUAACAAACAUCUUUGGGAUUCUUUUUGGGUACUAGAGAUGUUAUCAAAAAACAAACAAACCGUGGUAUCAUCCUUGGGGAUUUCUUUAAGAACCGCACACAGAGAUUGAAAGCUGUAAUAAAGAUAAGGGUAGACAUGCUAAAUACUGAAAUGUCAGAUCUUUAGUUGUGCGGCUUAAGUGUGUACGUUCCCGGAGUCACUUCGACACUGAAAAACAAAUUACGUGCACUUGAUGUCCAUUUUGGCUGGAAAUGAAGUAAACAAAAGGGUUGUCUCUGACUUUUGCACAGUUCUGUACCUUGUAAUAUUCUUUGGAUAAAGAGACUGGAUUAUCACAGUGUUCUCCAUUGUACAAGCACUUUUUCUCAGUCAGAAGCACUUCCAUGACUUAAGAGUCAGUUUGAACUGUGGUCUCAUUCACAUCUCAACUCGCAGCUCACUCAGUACAUAAUCUACCUCUUUUAGUGGACUUCUCCGCAGGGGAGCCUUCUUCCUAUCAUGAUAUUGGCUAGAGACGCAAAGUGAAUCCUUGUACGAAAUGAUGUAGUGGAUGUAGAGAACUUUUUUUUUUUUUUUUUUUUAAGUGGGGAUUUUAGAGUGCAUUUCAGUAGUAAUGAAACUGAGACAACUAUAGAUUCAGGAGUUAUCAAAAAAAAAAGUAGCUUUUAUUCUUGGUGUUUUAGCAUUUAAGGUGAAAUUUAAACAUGUGCUGUUGCGUUCUGCAGAUUGAUGACGUACGGAACGACUGUAAAGAGUGAACGCCAAUUUCGUUCGUCUCGUUCCCUGUAACUCUUCAUUUCUCUCUGUUCAUUCCAGAAAGUUCAUUGUAAAAGCAAAUGAUUUCAAAUAUAAAGUAGCUAACAAUGAUGCUGAAAAUCGGAUCGCUACUGAAGGAACAUAUGAUUUCUGGUUCCUUACAGCAGGAAGUUACUUCACUUCUUUUUUUCUUUUUCUUUUUUAGCUCAUCUGGAUUUUUUAAAGACCCCCAAGAGAAAAAGAAAUACUGUUUUUGAUCCUUUUAUCCAAUCUAAAACAAAGUAUUUUGUCUUAUGUGAUUUCUGUUGCGUUCCUCUUACGGAUGUUACAUAAAUUAAUGACACCAUUUUCUGCAAAUGGCACGACUCCGGAGCAGAAGUUCAUUGGCGAGAUGAACUCAGUUUCUGCAACAGAAGGAAAACAGGCCUGAGUCUAAACGGACUGGAAACCAAUGUUACUGUGAUGUGUUUGGACUCAGACGUAAACUACCUCAGACGUAUCUGCAACUGUGUUUAUGUGGGUAUCUCACUGGAGUAAGAUGGUUUACAUCUUUAAUAUGUCCAAUCGUGGCACUUGUUGUCUUUCAAUUGGCCUUUUGUCAAGUCUUUUUCACGUUUUCAGGAAAAAAAGGCUGAAUUCAUUUAAUGUACUUAGUAACAAAUUCAUGGAUGACAGAGAAAAUAAAAUAAAGUAU